This is a messenger RNA of Phodopus roborovskii (desert hamster), 1296 nucleotides long. RefSeq names its product allantoicase (gene Allc). Gene Ontology annotation, biological process: allantoin catabolic process. The transcript is spliced from 11 exons. NCBI's taxonomy places the organism in Eukaryota, Metazoa, Chordata, Mammalia, Rodentia, Cricetidae. Gene Ontology annotation, molecular function: allantoicase activity. The record is from RefSeq and is a predicted model, not a curated record. Bases 35 to 1276 code for a protein of 413 amino acids.
CUGACAGGAUCUGCCUUUCUCACCUCUCGGAAGCAUGACUGAUACUCCAAAGGAGGGAAAACUGACCAGAUUUCUGGACUUCACCCAGCUGAUUGACAUGGCCUCUGAGUGCGUGGGAGGAAAGGUUUUGUUUGCAACGGAUGACUUUUUCGCUCCUGCAGAAAACCUCAUAAAGAGCCACAGUCCAAGCUUUAAGGAACAUGAAUACACCGAGUUUGGGAAAUGGAUGGAUGGUUGGGAGACCAGGAGGAAACGGAUUCCAGGUCAUGACUGGUGUGUCAUCCAGCUGGGGAUACAGGGCAUUAUCCGUGGUGUCGACGUGGACAUUUCUUACUUCUCAGGGAGCUAUGCUCCCCGCAUGUCGAUUCAAGCAGCAAACUUGAAUGAAGAAAAAGUGCCAGACAUCCCACCAAGAGGAGUCAAGAUAGGAGCUGCAGCAACGCCUGAGGAGUUUGGAAUCAUUAGUGAGCUAAAAUCGGACUCCUGGGAUUACCUGGUUCCCAUGUCAGAGCUCAAGCCAGGGGAACCUGACUCCAGCCACAACUAUUUUUUUGUCAAUUCCCAGCAGAGAUGGACUCACAUAAGACUCAACAUCUUUCCAGAUGGUGGUAUCGCACGCCUCCGAGUGUACGGAACAGGACAGAGGGACUGGACUUCAUCAGACUCCAAGGAACCUGUAGACCUGGUGGCCAUUGCUUUUGGGGGAGUCUGUGUAGGAUUUAGUAAUGCACACUUUGGACAUCCAAAUAAUAUGAUAGGUGUUGGCAAGCCUAAGUCCAUGGCAGAUGGCUGGGAAACUGCAAGGAGGCUGGACAGACCCCCCGUGUUAGAAAGCAAUGAGAAUGGCCUUCUCCAGGUCCCAGGUUGUGAGUGGGCAGUGUUCCGAUUGGCACAUCCUGGAGUCAUCACUCAAAUUGAAAUCGAUACGAAGUACUUUAUAGGCAAUUCUCCAGACAGCUGCAAAGUGGAUGGGUGUGUCCUCACCACGCAGGAAGAGGAAGACAUGGUCAGGCACAAGUGGAUUCUUCCUUCUCACAAGUGGAAGCCUCUGCUUCCGGUCACCAAGCUAUCUCCUAACCAAAAUCACUUGUUGGACAGCCUGACCCUGGAGCUCCAGGAUGUCAUCACUCAUGCCAGGCUUACCAUCACCCCUGAUGGGGGUAUAAGCCGCCUUCGGCUCAAGGGCUUCCCCAGCUCCAUUUGUUUGCUGCGGCCCCUCCGGGAGAAGCCCAUGCUAAGGUUCUCUCUGAAAGCGGGCUUCAAGGCAAAUCUUUAAACAGCUCUUCUACAGUAGUA